Messenger RNA from Coffea eugenioides, 1138 nucleotides. RefSeq names its product DNA-directed RNA polymerase I subunit RPA12-like. Bases 207 to 569 code for a protein of 120 amino acids. The transcript is spliced from 5 exons. The record is from RefSeq and is a predicted model, not a curated record. Gene Ontology annotation, molecular function: DNA-directed RNA polymerase activity; nucleic acid binding; zinc ion binding. Lineage: Eukaryota; Viridiplantae; Streptophyta; Magnoliopsida; Gentianales; Rubiaceae. Gene Ontology annotation, biological process: termination of RNA polymerase I transcription; DNA-templated transcription. Gene Ontology annotation, cellular component: RNA polymerase I complex.
AAUUUUGAGACGCAAACCCGCAGAAAAUAGCAAAACCCCGGUUUGGGUUUUUGGUUGAAACUCUCUCCGGUUUUGCCUCCUCAGCGCCACCGUGCCGCCUUCUCGAAGAGGAAGUAGACUGUUUCACCAAGCCUCCAAGUGGGAAUAAUCCGAAAUUGUUCAUAAAAUUGCAGGGAUAAUUAAUAGUAUUAAUAAUACCAGUAAUAAUGGGGUGUCGGCAACGGGAUUUCAUGUUCUGUGAAAUGUGUGGAACGAUGCUGCGUUUUAAUUCUCCAAAGUACGCUCACUGCCCCGUCUGCAAAUUCAAGAAACGUGUCAAAGAUAUCGCUAAAAGGGAGAUUCGCUAUACUCUUACUGCUGAGGAUAUUAGAAGGGAGUUGGGCGUAUCCUCGUUGGAUGAAGUUGAAGAAGAAAAAGAACUAAAGCAAAUGGAUUACAACGCAAAAUGUAAAGCCUGUCAACACUUGGGCAUGUCUUACGUUGCUCGACAGAUCAGAUCUGCUGAUGAAGGGCAGACUAUAUUUUAUACAUGCCCUGUUUGUGCAAGCAGACAGACAGAGAAUUCAUGACAUGACGAUGACUUCAACAUGUUGGAACUGGGGUAUCUUUUAAUAUUUUUCCAUGUUCUUUCUUGAACAGUAGAUUGGGUACUUAAGAUUGGGCGGUUGCAAAAGGGUAAGGAUCAAGCUAAGUUCCUUUAUCCAUCAACCACCAUGUCUUAUCUGCAACAGAUUGGUCAGGAACUCUAGAACUGCAUGUGCUUCGAGCUGGUGUCACCUUAUUGUUUCCUUAAGGCUGCACCGAUCCUGGGUGUUAUUUGUUGUUGUAAUGGUGAUAUUCUAGCUUUUUCUUUUGGAGGAAGGUGAGUUGAAGAAGUUGUUAGAUAGGAAUAUGAGAGUUGAGAUGGAUUCGAGCUAAUCUAGGGCUUCCUCUGCCCAAUUAGGAUAGCGGAAGUGCCUGCCAUUGUUAAUCAGGAGAAAAAUGGAUUUAGGGCGUUGAACAAAGGGUUUGAAUUUGAGUUUGUUUUGUGCAUCUCAAGUUGAAUGGUCUCGGCGUUAUCUUUCCACCUUUGUGAUUCUUUACAGGCUUACUUCUUUUUGACAUGCCAAUGACACUUUUUAAGUAUGAUUCACACCAA